Messenger RNA from Chelonia mydas (Green sea turtle), 1297 nucleotides. It is a transcript of the gene RBBP9, whose product is annotated as RB binding protein 9, serine hydrolase. The transcript is spliced from 5 exons. The record is from RefSeq and is a predicted model, not a curated record. Bases 91 to 555 code for a protein of 154 amino acids. Lineage: Eukaryota; Metazoa; Chordata; Testudines; Cheloniidae. Gene Ontology annotation, molecular function: hydrolase activity.
GGGAUCCCCUCUUCUUGGCUUCAGAGCGGUAGCCCUGUUAGUCUGUAUCAGCAAAAGCAUCUGCUCCUCCUGCUGCAGUGCGGCGGCAGCAUGUUCCAGGCGCGGCAGAAGCUUCCUGCCACUAAAGCUGUUAUCGUGCCUGGGAACGGGUCAGGCGAUAUCGAGCAAUCCAACUGGUACAGAUGGGUGUGGGAAAGACUAGAGGAGAUACCUGGUUUCCAGUGUAUACUUCGAAAUAUGCCUGACCCAAUUACAGCUCGAGAGAGAAUCUGGCUGCCAUUCAUGGAAUCAGAACUCCAUUGCGAUGAGCAGACUAUCAUUAUUGGACACAGUUCUGGUGCGGCUGCUGCCAUGAGGUUUGCAGAAACUCACAAGGUGUAUGCAGUUAUUUUAGUGUCUGCUUACGUUUCCGACUUGGGAGAUGAGAAUGAAAGAGAGAGCGGUGGACUCCAUCUUUGUUCAACAGUCCUUCUCAGAACAGCAUCCUGCGGUCAAGGAAGCCAGUCGUCCUGGCAACACCAUCUGUGGAGCCAUGUGUUCACCACCAGGGUGUGAAUGUCUGUGCCUGGGCCCCUCCCCUUGGCCAAAAGGAUCGAUGAGAACACCAUCUGCACCCCCAUCUCCCUUGCCCCUAUGUAAAGAUCAGAAACAAAGCCAUCAUGACAACAUCUCUAAAGAAGUUAGAAAAGUUUCUUUACUGAAUAGCUGGCCAAUUGUGAGUAUUCCGUGGCUCUCCCAAUCUUUGGUUCGUGAUUUGGGUGAAGAGCUGGAUCAUUUGCAAUGGGUGUCAUUGGCGAAGGAAAAGAUCUUAUUUCUAGUUCUGUCCCAAUCCCACAGAGAAGCCUUUGCUAAAGGAUGUGUGUAAAUUUCUGGAGGAUGUGAUUUUACAUUAAUCCAUGGUAACCCAGCGAUGUGAAAUACACUCUCCUACCUGUAAGACUAGGUGGUGGAGAUUUUUUAAAAUCUCACUGUUAUUCUAUUCAAAGACUUUGCCUUAUCUCUCAGUUAUGUGAUUUUAAUCCCCAGAAUGCACGGACAAAGAUUAACAAAUUAUCUCUCUGGCUGUUCGUUGAGUGAAAUGAAAAUCUUAAAUGACCCUCAAUCCUGGGUACCCACAGCCAGGUUCUAGUGUAGAAUCAUAGGGCUAGAAGGGACCGCAAGAGUCACCUAAUCUAACCCCCAGUCAAGAUGCAGGAUUUGGUGUGUCUAAAUCAUCCGAAACAGAUGGCGAUCCAGCCUCCUUUUGAAAACCUCCAGUGAAGAAGCUUCCACAAUCUCCCGAGGCAGUCUGUUCCAU